Saimiri boliviensis boliviensis (Bolivian squirrel monkey) is the source of this 1143-nucleotide messenger RNA. The record is from RefSeq and is a predicted model, not a curated record. NCBI's taxonomy places the organism in Eukaryota, Metazoa, Chordata, Mammalia, Primates, Cebidae.
GAGUCCCUUGACCUUCAUCUUGACUUGAGCCUAGGUUAGCAUCAAACACAGAAGCCCAGAGGCAGCCAGCCGUACUCCACUGCUCCUACUCCUUUCCUGAGACCCAUCCCUGAUGUCAUACUGGGUAACUAUGACAACUUGUCAGGGGGACAGCUAGGCACCUCACAGAGGAGUCUGGAUGCCUCAUUUCGGAAGUGAGACUAGGAAGAGAAGAUGAACAAUUCCCUGGAUUAUCUGGCCUACCCUGUUAUCGUCUCUAAUCACAGGCAAAGCACAACCUUCAGAAAAAAACUGGACUUUGGCCACUAUCUAUCUCACAAGAAUAGAGUACAAAUAGUGAAGCCUACUGUUGAUACCAAACCUCCAGUGGCGCACACACAUCACCUUUUAAAAUUGAGCAAACUACAGGGUGAACAAAAGAGAAUCAACAAAAUCGAGUAUGAAAACAAGCAACUCUGUCAGAAGAUCGCAAAUGCCCAUCGUGGCCCUGCCAAGGUGGAUUGCUGGAAUGAAUAUUUUUCUAAGAGCUUAAACAGGGAAACAAGGAACCGCGAGCUACUGAGAAUCACCAUGGAAAACCAAGGCAUUCUGAAGAGGCUUGUUGAUCGCAAACCCCACUAUGACCGCAGGGCAUCUGAGAUAGACUGGCAGAAUUCAAGGCGCUAUAUCAGAAAUACCACGAGAUAUCUUCUCUCCCAAAAUGAAUAGGUUACUCACCCUGGAAAAGAUACAAGAGAAGGUCCUAGGAUUUCCUGGCUGCUUAGAAUCUUAAGACACUCCUGAGUGGCUGAAUGCUCAAUCUUCAGAUGCUUCAAUAAAGCUUGAACAUAAAAUGCAUAAGUUGCAUUCAGGGGACCCAAAGGCUUUACGUUCUCAUUCCAAAAUGGGGCAGGUAAAAGGAAAGAUGCAAUGAGCAUUUUUAUCUGGGGCUAUGAAGAGAAGUUUUAACGAGAGAGAGAGAGAAAUUAGAGAGAACUCUUUUAAACAUACACCAUCAUCACCAUCCCACGGAGGAAGAAAAGCUGGGGUGAGAUCAUCCAGCCACAAGUACACACUUCACAAUGGAAAACACAAUCACAUGACAACAUCAAGUGUCAGAAAACACGAAGAACAAAUGCCAUUAGUUCCUCUGUGAAUACACAC